Onychostoma macrolepis is the source of this 2275-nucleotide messenger RNA. RefSeq names its product WD repeat containing, antisense to TP73 (gene wrap73). Gene Ontology annotation, molecular function: protein binding. Gene Ontology annotation, biological process: protein localization to mitotic spindle pole body; mitotic sister chromatid segregation; microtubule anchoring at mitotic spindle pole body. Lineage: Eukaryota; Metazoa; Chordata; Actinopteri; Cypriniformes; Cyprinidae. The coding region runs from base 174 to 1520 and encodes 448 amino acids. Gene Ontology annotation, cellular component: MWP complex; microtubule organizing center; mitotic spindle. The transcript is spliced from 13 exons. The record is from RefSeq and is a predicted model, not a curated record.
UGACGCAAUGACGCUCGCGUAGACGUCACUUCCGAAACAGUAAGCGAUUCGGUUAGAAAUCGUUUGAUUGAGGCAGGCGAUUCUUAUGAGUGUCUUUUUGUUUUAUCCUGCAAAUGUCUUAAUAAUUGACCAAAAACUCUUCGGAUCAGUGCCUACGAUACUCAGAAAGUAGCAUGAAUUUCUCUGAGGUCUUCAAGCAGUCCAAUCAAUUGUGCAAAGUUUCUCCAGAUGGGAAAUAUUUGGCCACCUGUGUUCAGUACCGCCUGGUGGUGCGUGAUUUCAACACCCUUCAGAUCGUGCACCUGUACACAUGCCUGGACCAGGUGAUGCACAUGGAGUGGUCCUCUGACUCCCUCUUCAUCUUUUGUGCCAUGUACAAAAGAGGACUAGUGCAGGUGUGGUCUCUAGAGCAGCCGGACUGGCAUUGUAAGAUAGACGAGGGUUCGAUUGGACUAGUUUCGUCACGCUGGAGUCCUGACGGGCGACACAUACUCAACACCACUGAGUUCAAUUUGAGAGUCACCGUCUGGUCCCUGUGCACAAAAUCUGUAUCCUACAUCAAGUAUCCUAAAGCCUGCCAGAAAGGUGUGGACUUCACUGCAGAUGGCCGUUAUAUGGCUCUGGCCGAGAGACGGGAGUGUAAAGACUACAUCAGUGUGUUUGUGUGUGAUGACUGGCAUCUUCUUAGACAUUUUGAGAGCGAGACUCAGGAUCUGGCGGGGCUGGAGUGGUCUCCUAACAGCUGUGUGCUUGCAGUGUGGGACAACUGUCUCGAGUAUAAAAUUCUAUUAUAUUCGCUGGAUGGUCGCCUGUUGUCCUCCUACAGUGCAUAUGAGUGGUCUUUAGGCAUUAAGUCUGUCGCCUGGAGCCCCAGCAGCCAGUUCCUGGCCGUUGGCAGCUACGAUGAGAAGGUUCGGAUCCUGAAUCAUAUCACCUGGAAGAAAAUCACAGAAUUCGAGCAUCCAGCCACCAUCAUAAACACCAAAGCUGUGGUGUUUAAGGAAGUGGAGAAAAGACCUGUUGUGGGCAGUGAGGAUCUUUCAAUUCAUCAGAUGACUGUGGAUAAUUCACUGUUUAGCACACAGAGCAAGUAUGAGAUCACACAACUGCCAGCCCAGGUGCCAGUAAUCAAGCCCGAUCCAGACCGAGCCAACCCGAAAAUCGGCAUCUCUGCUCUGGCUUUCAGUGCUGAUAAUCGCUUCCUUGCUACAAAGAAUGAUAACAUGCCUCAGAGCCUGUGGGUGUGGGACAUGCAGAGACUCAGUCUGCUGGCCGUCCUGGAGCAGACGGCUCCUGUGCGCUGCUUUGUCUGGGACCCACGCAGACCUCGACUGGCUCUCUGCACUGGAAACACCAAAGUUUAUCUGUGGUCACCAGCUGGCUGCGUGUCUGUGAAUGUCCCAGUAGAAGGCAGUUUUCAGGUGCAGUCUCUGUUUUGGCACUGCAGUGGCAGCUCACUCGUCCUGCUCUCAAAAGAGCACAUCUGUCUGUGUUACAUGGAGGCAGAGGAGGAGAAAUAACCCAAAGCUCUUCAUCACACUCCUCCGAGCUGGUUUCUACAAUACAGGAGCAGCUUCUGCAAUCCUACAGAAUAUAAACUGCUCCCGCAUGAGAGACUCGCGGAAGAAAUCUGCUCUCCCACUCGAGACAAACACUGUGGCUGCAAAUAUACCUCAACACUUUUUUAUAACUUUUUCAUCUAGACACAAACAUGAUUUUCAAUAGAGCACAUGCUAUAAUGAAUAAAUAGUCUGUGAGGGAAUAAAAUGUGGUUUGUGUUCUCGAGCAGAGCACAGAUAUUUAGCAUACAUGUGUGAUUCUCCAGCACCAGCAUAGUGCAAAUGAACCGAUGCUUUGACUCACAUCUGCAUCUUAUGGCCUUACGCAAGCUAAAUAGCUGUUUUGGAGGACCAAAUAUAUCAUACAAACACAUCACAUUUGUCACUUUAGAUUUGCUGUGAUUUUGUAGCUGUUUGGGUUUUUUUUUUUUUUUUUUUUAGAUGAAUGAAUUACAAUGUCUGUUGUAUUUUAUUGUUUUUCCUUAAUGUUUAAGGUUUAAAAACUAGAUUUAUUUUUAUAAAUUUAGAGCUAUUUGUAAUAAAGUUUUCUACAUCUGUUUCCCUCAAGUUGUUUUUUUUUCUUUUUUUAAAGAGAUUAUGGUGAAUCUCAUAACACCUGUCAAGAACAUCUGACAAAAAUGAUUACUGCAAUAGACUACUAAAGAAAUAAAUACUAAUAAGAUUUAUGAAUACUUGCAUUUAGAUUUAAUUUAAGA